Messenger RNA from Temnothorax curvispinosus, 392 nucleotides. RefSeq names its product pheromone receptor transcription factor-like. The annotation marks the transcript as partial. Lineage: Eukaryota; Metazoa; Arthropoda; Insecta; Hymenoptera; Formicidae. The record is from RefSeq and is a predicted model, not a curated record. The transcript has 2 exons.
AAACUCCUAAGAGGACCGUGUCAACGGUUCUACAAGAAAUGCAGCGGAAGCUGGAUUUCUUGUGUGAGCAGCAGCAGCAGCAGCAACAGCAGCAGCCCCAAAAGCUACUGCAACAAGAGCAACAACACCCGUUGCCCCAGCAGCAGCAGCAGCAGCAGCUAAAACAACAACAGCCGCUACCCCAGCAACAGCAGCAGCAGCAACAACAACCGUUGCUAAAUCGAAGGGAGCGGGCCAAUCUCGAGCCCGCUGGUACCGCCAGCGGGGCGGCCGAGGCGGCGGUCGGGGCGGCCGAGGCGGCGGUCGGGGCAGCCAAAGCGGUUGGGGCGGCCGAAGCGGUUGGAGCGGCCGAAGCGGUUGGGGCGGCCAAAGCGGUUGGGGUGACCGAAGCG